Messenger RNA from Macrosiphum euphorbiae (potato aphid), 43197 nucleotides. Lineage: Eukaryota; Metazoa; Arthropoda; Insecta; Hemiptera; Aphididae. The record is from the annotation of a GenBank genome assembly.
AUGUGUGUUGUUCCCGCUUUUGUACAAAACACAGUAGACUCGUUACCGCAAUCCACUGUUACAAACGUCACAACUAACGAUGUACUAAUAUCUAGCCUAAGCACAGAAAACUCUAAUGUAUUGACCGAGAUUACUACCAUCCCUGAUUUCGAUACAACCGAUAAAGCUGACCAAUUUUUGACAACCGAGAUUAAUCAAAUAAUAAUAAGUUCUUCGAUACCGACGAAAAUGUUUAAAGGAGACGACUUACAUUUCGAUAAAAACGAUAUGCCCGAUAUAACUACGAUUGAGCCGAUAACAGCUGAUAGCGUUACAAUUACUGAUCCUUCGAUAAAAUUAUUUGAUGAGUACACUACCAAAAACGCGUUCAAUCUACCGGACGAACGACAAGAAAACGAAAACAAUGUUAGUUCGACUAGUAGCACUGUUUGGAUCGAUUCCGAUGAAAAAACGACACCUAUAACUACAACUGAUAUAAAUGAAGACAAUGAAACAAAUACAAAUAUACUUCAGAGCGUAACAUCAGAAUCCAACUUUCAAAUAAGUACUGUUUCUAAUUUAAUAAAUAACAGUGAUAAUGUUGGUGAAAACUCGACUCAGCAUUCUGUAUCAAAAACAGAUGAAAUAACAAAUAAAUCUGAUCGCGUAACAUCAGAACCUAACCUUAAAAUAAGCACUGUUCCUAAUUUAAUAAGCAACGGUGAUAAUUUCAUUGAAAUGUCGACUCAAUAUUUUGUACCAAAAACAGUUGAAACGACAACAAUGUAUGAUAAUAAUGUAGAAGCGAUAACUAUUAACGAAGGCAAAGAAUCCACUUUAAAAACCACUACAAUCAAUGCUCAGACAUCAACAACCGAAAACACUAUGGGUUCAACUCAAAUGAAGCAAGAUUCAUUUAAGACAACUACCUUAAAUCCUAUAGAAAAUGAAACAAAAUCAUUCAAUGGCAAUUUUGACGACAAUUUAUCGUUGACCACUGACACACCAGACGUUGAUUUUGACCCAAAUUCAAUCACAGAAAGUGUCACUAAGUCACAAAAUAAAAUAAAUAUUCAAACGACCGAGUUUUCGGAAGAUUUAACAGGAACGACCACAAUCGGUAUGUCUAAUACAUUUUUCUCAACUACAACACCUGAUGAUUUUAAAACUAGUCCUACCGAUGACUUGAUAAAUGAAAUAGACACGACUACCCAAAAUGUGAUUCGGGGUUACGAUUCAAAUAUGAUAGAAAUUACGACGAAAAAUAAUAAGAAAAAUCUUACAGUGCUUAAUAAUGAUGACAAUAAUAAUGUGCAAAUUACUUCAACAAUGUUUGAUCGUGAUAACAUAUACACAAGUACUGAUAAAAGUAUAUUAUUAUUCAAUAAAAAUGAAUCUACAGAGAGCUCAACCAACCUCAUAAUCUCCCAAACUUCCUACGACAUUUUAAAUGUCGAUACUGAACAGACGGUUUUGGAAACUACAUCAAGUUCAAAUUUUAUACCAAAUACAGUUCAAAGUAUGAGCGAAAAUCCUGAAUUGACGACAAAUGUUAUACCCAGUACUGUUCAAAGUAUAAGCGAAAAUCCUGAAUUGACGACAAAUGUUAUACCCAGUACUGUUCAAAGUAUAAGCGAAAAUCCUGAAUUGACGACGAAUGUUAUUCCCAGUACUGUUCAAAGUAUGAACGAAAAUCCUAAAUUGACGACAAAUGUUAUACCCAGUACUAUUCAAAGUAUGAACGAAAAUCCUGAAUUGACGACAAAUGUUAUACCCAAUACUGUUCAAAGUAUAAGCGAAAAUCCUGAAUUGACGACGAAUGUUAUUCCCAGUACUGUUCAAAGUAUGAACGAAAAUCCUAAAUUGACGACAAAUGUUAUACCCAGUACUAUUCAAAGUAUGAACGAAAAUCCUGAAUUGACGACAAAUGUUAUACCCAGUACUGUUCAAAGUUUGAGCGAAAAUACUGAAAUGACUACAAAUGUUAUACCCAGUACUGUUCAAAGUAUAAGCGAAAAUCCUGAAUUGACGACAAAUGUUAUACCCAGUACUGUUCAAAGUAUAAGCGAAAAUCCUGAAUUGACGACAAAUGUUAUUCCCAGUACUGUUCAAAGUAUGAACGAAAAUCCUGAAUUGACGACAAAUGUUAUACCCAUUACUGUUCAAAGUAUAAGCGAAAAUCCUGAAUUGACGACAAAUGUUAUUCCCAGUACUGUUCAAAGUAUAAGCGAAAAUCCUGAAUUGACGACAAAUGUUAUACCCAGUACUGUUCAAAGUAUAAGCGAAAAUCCUGAAUUGACGACAAAUAUUAUUCCCAGUACUGUUCAAAGUAUGAACGAAAAUCCUGAAUUGACGACAAAUGUUAUACCCAGUACUGUUCAAAGUAUGAACGAAGAUCCUGAAUUGACGACAAAUGUUAUACCCAGUACUGUUCAAAGUAUGAAUGAAAAUCCUGAAUUGACGACAAAUUUUGUACCCAGCACUGUUCAAAGUAUGAUUAAAAAUCCUGAAUUGACGACCGAAACUUCAAACGAAUCUAUGAAUUCUAGAACAAUUUAUUUCGAUGAACAAAAUGAAAUAAAAAAUAAUGUACAAGGUACAACGAAGUCAUACUCGGAAAUAAGUUCAGAAUAUGAUAAAAACAAGGUAGAAAAGAACUCAACAGAAAGUCCUAGUGUUGUAAAAUUUAACACGACUACAGUUCCCACUGAAUUAGAUAACAAUUUACAAGUUAAUAAUAUUUCUUCAUUUUUAGAAACUACUACGUCAAAUUUACUCUCUGUGUCUAUAAGUACAAUAGACAAUCAAGAAGGUACAACAUUAGUUACAUUAAACGAAUUUGUAAACUCCAAAUUUAAUGACACAACUGACUUAAAUGAGAAUGAAGAAACAACAACAAAGUCUUACAUGUCAUCAACUAAUUAUAAUUAUUCAAACGAGGUUACUGAUCAAUUUAAUGAAAACGAUCAAGAACUCACCACAAAAAGUUCAGAAAAAAUUGUUGAAGUUUUUACCAGAAAUACAACUGACACAUUUGAUGAAGAAAAAGAACUUCUCUAUACAACUAAUAAUCCUACUACACCUUCAGUGACUACUAUCGGAGACGUAAGAAUCGAAACCGAUAAAACACUAGACGAUGAAACUACAACUAUUUCCAAGAUAAUAAUUAAUGGCAUUGGUACGACAUCUAUAAAUUUAAUAAACAAAGACAUAAAAACGACGAUGGUUGAUGCGACCGACAAAAAUAUAGAAAACGAUUUUACACUUGUUAGUACAAUAGAAACGACUCUCCGCCCGAUGACAAUUAGUUCAAAUGCAGAAAUCAUAACUUCGAAUAAUCAAAUUGAUGAGUACACAACCGUGAACAGCGUCAUGUCCAAUAACUCAACCGAUGAAAACACUCAACGACCUAUACCAACAGAUGAUAGUGAAGCGGCAACCACCGUGACGGCACUCAAUCAUCAAGUGACGAACAAAUCUGUCGAGAAUCCAUCUAAUUCGACUGGUACAGGUGACGAAGUGAUGACUAGUGCUCCCGAAUUCACUACACAGAUCGUCGAGUCGUCAAUAAUUCCCGGAUCAGUAAAUAUAAACGAUAGUAAUGUGUCCCAAGGCGUUAUAAAAAAAUGGGAAACGCUGUUCGGUGGUACGGGAAGUGUACCGCCCGUAAGCGAAUCUACAAUCGUUGUGGGAACCCGUCUUACGACAGUAAUUAACGGUGUGGAAGAUACCGUAUUAAACACAGAACCUACCGAAACUAUUGUUUCGAAAGAAAUGUUUUCGGAAAACCACCGUGUAACAAACGAUUCUGUAAACAACGACGUGGCUAAUAGUAUGGAAUAUGAUUUAACAACGACCGUUCGUACACGUGGGAAAAAUGAAAGUGUUAUAACAUCGACUAGCGCCGCGGAUAGAGAUGAUACAAUCUCCGCGAACGAAAUGUAUACAAUGGAUAAUGAGGUAACCACUGGAUCAGAUUUUGAAAGAAAAAACGAAUCUAUUGUUUCAACACAAAUUUAUGGAGACCGGACCGAUAACAUUUUACCUGGCGGCGAUCGAACAACACAACAAAUUAUGACGUUCGAUUCAGAAAAUAAUACGUUGUUCGAAACGACCACUGCAACAAAUACACCUAUGGCAACGGACGGUGCGAUAUUUACAUCUAAAGAUACGGAUUUCAAAUACGCAAAUCGAGAAACCACCACGGUCACAAUUAUGACCAUGGCUGAUUGGAUUAAAACUAAGAGUACCACUCCGAAAGCAUCUUACAAUGAAAUCGAUACCGAGAAAAGCGUAGAAAACAAUUUAUUCAACUCUCCGACAGAAUCUAACGCACCCGAAAAUGGUGAUGCUGCUAUGACAGAUAUUCCCCCCCUGGAGCCGUUGGAAAAGACAGACAACGGAGACCAAGUCGAGACGUCUUCGAUCAUAUCAAUAAACGACGCCACCACUAUGAUGAAUUUGUUUACGACAUCUAUAGAAGUGCUUGUGUCGAGCUUAAACGCUGAAAACGAUUCGACAACUAUUGCAGCUGAUAAUACAAUCGCCCCUACAACUGAUGCAGUUACAAGCGCAUUUACGGAUAAUUACGAGACCACGACAUUUACGGGCUCGAACAAGAGUGGUAUGGGCAAUUUAAAUCCGCACGAAAUUACGUAUGACUUGACGACCAUUCGAGGGUACACGGACGUGACGUCCGAGUCGAACGACACCACCGAUAGCCCCACGGAAAGAUAUACCGUUUUACCACCGACCGAAGAGACUACGUUUAAUUUUCAAACAGAAUCCCCUUACAAAACUGAUAUUUUUAACAACGAAUCGACGUCCCGCGAUACCGACCUAGACACGACGGACUUGAAUGAUGAUAAUGACAAUAAUAUGUUGACUACAACCGAAUACACUAUAACGUCUAAGAGCAUUGAAAUCGAAGAUGUCACUGCAAUACCCGCAAACCACAACCAAACGAAUGUAAACAACAGCUACUCUGUACAACAACAAAUAAUAACCACAGCAACCAGAAAAUGGUGUUGGAACGAUACCGAUUGUGACGCCGGCCACAAGUGUUUGGCAGCCAAGUGUCUACCAACAGGUGAAAGCCGCGUAAAUAACUGUCCGCCCGGAAUCAUCACGUUACAGUGUCUUAAAGCACCAGGUACCGCGAAAAAGCCUCAAGUAUGCGAAUCCGACACGGAAUGUCUGGACUCGGAAGCUUGUUACAUGGGACAGUGUGAGAAUCUGUGUAGUUUUUCGACGGUAUGUGCUCCAAAUGCCAAAUGCCACGUGAUAAAACACAGACCCGUCUGUUCGUGUCCCCCAGGAUACGAAGGCAACCCGGCCACAAAGUGUUAUCAACCGAAACUGUUAACCUGCAUUACGAACAACGAUUGUACGAACGGCGAAGUUUGCAUCCAGCAAAUUUGCCAAAACCAGUGCAACGUUCAUAACCCGUGCGCUCAAAACGCAGCGUGCAUUAACACCGCUCAUGGAGUCGAUUGCAGCUGCGUUGAAGGAUUUCAAGGCAACGGAUUUGUAGGAUGUCUGCCAGUUCGAUCGUACAAGCCCAUUUGCCAAUACAACGAAGACUGUCCGCCAGAUAAAUUAUGUGAUCGAUUAAAUCGAGUAUGUAUAAAUCCGUGUGCUGAAGACUCUUGUGGUGAAAAUGCUGAGUGCUAUCCUGUAAACCACGGUACAGAAUGCAGAUGUUUACAAGGCCAUCAAGGAAAUCCAUACAUCUCGUGUGCAUCAGUCACCGGAUGUCGGUCGAAUAAUGAAUGCUCAACUAACGAAGCUUGCAUCAAUGGAAAAUGCUCUAACCCAUGUCGAUGUGGUCCAAAUGCCGUCUGUGACGUCGUAAACCAUAAGGCAACAUGCAAGUGUCUUGCAGGCUACAAUGGAAAUCCAUUAUUAGGAUGUCAAGUACCUCAAAACCCAUGUGAUCCAAAUCCUUGUGGAAUGCACGCUCUUUGCGAAAUCGACAAUGGAAAUCCAAUUUGCUACUGUCCGAAAGGAAUGACAGGAAAUCCAUUUAAAAGUUGCAUUCCUGAAGGUGAUGAAUGCUCACCAAAUCCAUGUGGUCCCUACUCUGGAUGCAGAGUAGUUCAAGGUUCUGCAGUUUGUUUCUGUUUAUCUGAGUAUGAAGGGGAUCCUCCCAUCACACCUUGCCGUUUACCAACCAAUCCUUGCACACCCUCUCCAUGUGGACCUAACACUCAGUGUACAUUGUUGGAUAAUGGAUUUGCCAAAUGUACAUGCUUGCCAGGAUAUAUCGAGAGUCCAAACACAAUACGUGGAUGUGUAGAGAAGAAGAAUCCAUGUGAACCAAAUCCAUGUGGACAAAGCGCCGUAUGCGAUCCAAACAGGCAGCCAUCAUGUUUCUGCCCAGAGCCAUUAAUUGGAAAUCCGUAUAAGUUUUGUGGUGAAUCACUGAAAACCUUAUGUCAACCGGGACCUUGUGGUGCAAAUGCAGAUUGUUAUGUAACUGGAAGCAAUGAACAGUGUUAUUGUAAAAAUGGCUAUUCAGGAAACCCUUACGAUGGUUGUAUUUCAAUUCCAACGAGUCCAUGUGAACCAAAUCCAUGUGGAAAAUAUGCAUACUGCAAAAUUUCAUCAGAAGGAACACCGUUAUGUUCCUGUCCUGAUGGCAUGGGUGGAGACCCACUAACAGGAUGUAAAGGCCCGGAAUGUACAACUAAUGAUGAUUGUCCAUGGGAUAAAUCAUGCUUAGGCUACAAAUGUAAUAAUCCAUGUCCAGGAGCAUGUGGAGUAGGGGCUUCGUGCAAAGUUGAAAAACAUCGCCCUGUAUGUACAUGUAAUCGUGGACUAACUGGAAAUCCAUUCUUCCGCUGUUAUCAAAUAAGUUUGGAUCCAGCUCCAACUGGAAAUCCAUGUUUACCUAACCCAUGUGGAAUUAAUACUGAAUGUAAAAUUCAAAAUCGUAAACCCGUAUGUACAUGCCUAACAAAUUUCGUUGGAGAUCCUAAGACUGGAUGUCAGCCUGAAUGUGUUUUAAAUACUGAUUGUAAGAAUCAUCAAGCUUGUAUUGAUUACCGAUGCCGAGAUCCAUGUGCAUUUGGAAACAUUUGUGGUCUUGGAGCAGUAUGCCAAUGCAAAGAUCAUACACCGCUAUGUUCUUGUAGAGAAGGUUUUGUUGGAGAUCCAUUCCUACAAUGUUUACCAAAACCUGAUGACGAGCCAUUUAAAAAUAUGACUCUGCCCUGUGCGCCUUCACCAUGUGAUCCAUAUUCUUCAUGUAAUGUGUAUGGUGGUCAAAUAGCAAUGUGUGAUCCCUGCUCUUCAAUUGAACAACAAUGGAAUCCACAAUGUCAUCCUCAAUGUUUAUACAACUCUGAUUGCCCAUUCAAUUUAGCUUGUGUGGGACAAAAAUGUAUUGAUCCUUGUCCAGGAUCCUGUGGUAUUCAAGCUGAAUGUACUGUUGUGUAUCAUAAUCCAAUUUGUUCAUGCCAAUCGGGACUAAUAGGAAAUCCAUACGAACACUGUACUACUCCAAAACAAAAUGAUGUGGCUAAGCCUAUUUCAUGCGAUCAAGUGCAAUGUGGAGCAAAUGCUGUAUGCAAAAAAUCAAAUGGAAUGACUAUUUGUGUUUGCCGUCAACAAUAUUAUGGAAAUCCGUACUUAUCAUGUCGGCCCGAAUGUGUUAUAAAUACUGAUUGUGGUCAAACAUUAUCUUGUAUUAAUAACAAAUGCGUUAAUCCUUGCUUGGGUGUAUGUGGCGUUAACGCGCAAUGCCAAGUAGUUAAUCAUUUCCCUGUAUGUUUCUGUCAACAAGAUUAUUCAGGAGAUCCUUUUGUUAGCUGUUAUCAAGCUGCUAGACCAAAUUAUCCACCAAUAAUGGGCCCGGCAGAUAAUGCUUGUGAUCCCUCUCCGUGCGGUUCUAACAGUCGCUGUCAUAUUUCGGAACAAGGAUUUGCAACAUGUUCGUGCUUACCAGGAUAUCGUGGCUCUCCACCAGUAUGUAAACCAGAGUGUGUAGUAAGCGCGGAAUGCCCUCAAACUCAAGCUUGCUUAAAUCAAAAAUGUGUUGACCCAUGUCCCGGUACAUGUGGUGUUGGAGCUAAUUGUUAUUCUAUUUGCCAUAAUCCGAUCUGUAGUUGUCCACCAGGACACGUGGGUGAUCCUUUCGUUAGCUGUCAUUUACCACUUGGUGAAGAAACUCCUAAAAUACCUGGAAAUCCUUGUGAACCUACACCAUGUGGUCCAAAUUCGAUUUGUGAAAUUAAAAAAGGUCAUCCAGUUUGUUCAUGUUCUCCAAAUUAUAUUGGAAGUCCACCAUAUUGCCGUCCAGAAUGUAUAAUGAAUCAUGAAUGUCCACAUAACAAAGCAUGCAUUCAAGAAAAAUGUCAAAACCCAUGCACAAAAUCAUGCGGCUUGAAUGCUAAAUGUGAUGUUGUUAAUCAUACACCAUUCUGUACUUGUGUAUCAGGUUACGAAGGAGAUGCAUUUAUAAGCUGUACUAGAAUUCCACCAACUGUGUUACCUGAAAUUCCAAGAGAUCCAUGUAACCCUUCACCAUGUGGUGACAAUACUCAAUGUUUUAGUGAAAACAAUGGAGUCUCAAAAUGUGUUUGCAUACCACCUUAUAUCGGUAACCCUUACUCUGGUGGAUGUAGGCCAGAAUGUUUGAUGAAUAGUGAUUGUAUGUCAAACUUGGCAUGUUUGGCUAGCCAUUGUCGAGAUCCAUGCCCAGGUGUAUGUGGUCUCAAUGCUCAAUGUAAUGUUGUUAGUCAUAUACCAGUUUGUACUUGUUUCCCCGGUUAUAUCGGAGAUCCAUUCCAAUCUUGUAGAAUAGAACCAAUUAAUCCACCAACUCCCCAAAAUCCUUGUGAACCUUCACCUUGUGGUCCAAAUAGUCAGUGUCGUACUCAAGGUUAUAAUGCAGUUUGCUCAUGUAUACAAGGUUUUAUCGGAACCCCUCCUUCUUGUAGACCAGAAUGCGUUGUAAGUGCUGAAUGUCCAGUAGAUAAGGCAUGUAUAGCACAAAAGUGUUCAGAUCCUUGUCCUGGAACAUGUGGAUUACAUGCUCGGUGUAAUGUAAUUAAUCACAAUCCCAUUUGUACUUGUCCACCGAAAUUCGUGGGUGAUCCAUUUGUGAGGUGUAUUCAAGAAGAACCUAAAACACCUCCGGUCGUUUACCAAGAUCCUUGUUUCCCGUCACCAUGUGGUGCUAAUUCUGAAUGUAGAGAACAUGAUAGUAGACCUGUCUGUUCAUGUUUACCGGGAAUGCUCGGAGCUCCGCCAAACUGUCGACCAGAAUGCUUAAUUCACGCUGACUGUCCAACUAGAUUAGCUUGUCUACAGAGUAAAUGUCGAGAUCCUUGUACCGGAUCUUGUGGGUUCAAUUCUAGAUGUACUGUAAUCAACCAUCAACCAGUGUGUUCAUGUGAGCCGGGCUACCAAGGUGAUCCAUUUAAUGGAUGUAAUGCUGUCGCAGCAAAACCAAAAGGAAAACCACGCCUGUCUUGUUAUGGUACUACUUGCGGCCAUAAUGCAAUAUGUAAGAGCAAUAUUAACAAUAUAACUUGCGUUUGUAAGAAUAAUUACCUUGGGGACCCAUACAUUGGAUGUCGUCCUCGUUGUACACUCAGCGCAGAAUGUCCUAGAUCAUUUGCUUGUGUUAAUUCUGAAUGCAUCGAUCCAUGCAAAAAUGCAUGUGGCCUGCGCGCUCGUUGUCGAGUAGUCAACCAUAGUCCAAUUUGCUUUUGUCCAAAUGGCAUGACCGGCAAUCCACUAACAAUAUGCAACAAGAUAUCAAAUUCUCCUAAUAUUCCUCAUAAGCCAAAUUCGCUUUGCAUGCCAAAUCUCUGUGGGCCAUUCAGUAAUUGCUCAAUAAUCAAAAACCGCGUUGUGUGUUUAUGCCAGUAUGGUUAUACUGGUACGCCACCCAACUGCAAACCAGACUGCGUAAUUAGCUCAGAAUGUGCACCAAAUAAAGCUUGUGUUAAUCAACGGUGCACAGACCCUUGUUCAGGUUUAUGUGCACCCAAUUCCCAUUGCCGGGUAAUUAAUCAUAAAGCCAUAUGUGUUUGUAAACCUGGUUUUAGUGGCGAUCCUAUGAAACGGUGUCUCAAAACAGAAAAAUGCACGGACAAUAACACUAAUCCAUGUGAUAAGAACCCGUGCGGACCUUAUUCGGUCUGCCGUUCUUAUGACAAACAACCCGUAUGUUCUUGUCAAGCUGGGUACAUGGGUUUACCGCCAAAUUGCCGUCCGGAAUGUACUUUAAAUGCAGAUUGUAACCGCACAAAGGUGUGCGUUAAUAACCGCUGUACUAACCCAUGCCCGGGUAGCUGUGCGCCUCAAGCAUUUUGCAGUGUGGUCAACCACAGACCUUUGUGCAUGUGUCCGGAAGGAUAUACUGGAGAUCCUUUUAAAAUAUGUUCAUUAUUACCAUCUUUCGAUUAUACGCCUGUAACUCCUUGCAACCCUUCACCGUGUGGAGCAAACGCUGUGUGUAAAGAAUCAAAUGGUGCCGGUUCUUGUUCAUGUAUCCCAGAAUAUUUUGGCGAUCCUUACUCUGGAUGUCGACCAGAAUGUGUAAACAAUCUCGAUUGCGCUUGGAAUAAAGCAUGCAUCAAUUACAAAUGUAUAGAUCCUUGUAUUGGUGCUUGUGGUUUAUAUGCUGAAUGCAAGGUCAGCAACCAUGCUCCGACUUGCUAUUGUUUGCAAGGGUACACCGGAAGUGCUUUAUUAUCAUGUCAUAAAAUUGAGUUUGAUCCAACAUGUGAAGUUGAUUUGGUUAUUACGAAAAACCCUUGCAUGAAAUCGCCUUGUGGGCAAUACAGUCAGUGUCGAGCUGUAAAUGGCCAUGCAGUAUGCUCUUGUUUACCUGGAUACUUUGGAAAUCCUCCAAAUUGUCAUCCAGAGUGCAUAACUAGUUCAGAUUGUCCACAAGAUAAAUCAUGUGUAAAUCAAAUCUGUUCAGACCCAUGUCCAGGCACAUGUGGUUACAACGCACAAUGUCGAGUUGUUAAUCAUAGUCCGAUAUGUAGUUGCUAUUCAGGUUAUUACGGUGAUCCAUUUGUUCGUUGUGCUAUUAUUGAAAAGCCUCCGCCACCAGAACAGGAUAGACUACCACAGAACCCUUGUGUUCCAUCACCAUGUGGUCCAAAUUCUAUAUGUCAUCCCAAAGAUUAUACUCCUACCUGUUCUUGUUUACCAAACUAUAUUGGUCGACCUCCUUGCUGCAGACCAGAAUGCACAAUAAAUGCCGAAUGCUUUGGCAAUUUAGCUUGUGUUAAUGAAAGGUGUAUAGAUCCUUGUCCUGGUUCCUGUGGUAUCAACGCCUUUUGUAAAGUGAUUUCCCAUAAUCCUGUAUGUAAAUGCAAUGACGGGUAUACCGGUGAUCCAUUUAUAGCCUGCCGACCGACACAAAUUUCACUACCACCACCAGCUGAUGUGCCAAGUGAUCCGUGUAACCCAUCACCAUGUGGGGCAAAUGCUAUUUGCAAAGAAAGAAAUAAUGCUGGAUCUUGUACAUGUAUUCCUGAAUAUACAGGGGAUCCUUAUACAGGAUGUAGACCAGAGUGCGUGCUAAAUAGUGAAUGUCCUAGAGACAGAGCUUGCAUAAACAAUAAGUGUCGUGACCCAUGUCCAGGAAUGUGUGGUUUAUAUGCUGAAUGCAGAGUUAUCAACCAUUCUCCUUCAUGUGCUUGUCUUCCAGGAUAUACUGGCAAUCCAUUGUCUGCUUGUCAACUUCUCCCAGUUGCCAGCCCAGAUCUACCACCUAAAAACCCUUGCAUACCUUCACCUUGUGGCCCGUACAGUCAAUGCAGGACAAUAAAUGACCAUGCUGUUUGUUCAUGUCAAACAAAUUAUAUCGGUACACCCCCAGCUUGUCAUCCAGAAUGUAUGGUUAGUUCUGAAUGUGCUCAAGAUAAGGCAUGUGUCAAUCAAAAAUGCGUAGACCCAUGUCCCGGAACCUGUGGCCUCAAUGCGCGGUGUCAAGUUGUCAACCACAAUCCUAUAUGUAGCUGUUCAGCUGGAUAUACUGGUGAUCCAUUUGUCCGAUGCUUACAAGAAAAACCAACAUAUUACGAUGAACCAUCAAUUCCAACUAAUCCGUGCGUUCCAUCUCCAUGUGGACCUAAUUCUUUAUGCCGCGAUCACAGUGGAACUCCUGCAUGUUCAUGUUUGUCUAAUUAUAUUGGUCGGCCACCAAAUUGCCGCCCAGAAUGUACAAUUAAUGCCGAAUGCCCUGGAAAUCUCGCUUGUGUUAACGAAAAAUGUCGAGAUCCAUGUCCUGGCUCAUGUGGAAUAUACGCAACAUGUAAUACAGUAAAACAUGUACCUCAGUGUGUUUGUCAAAAUGGAUACACUGGAGAUCCAUUUAGUGGAUGUUCACUCAUACAACAAAUUCCAACUGAAGGGCCAAAGAUGCCUUGCAAUCCAUCACCAUGUGGAGCAAAUGCAGUAUGUAAAGAACGGAAUGGUGCUGGUUCUUGUUCGUGCUUACCAGAAUAUUUUGGAGAUCCAUAUACUGGAUGUAGGCCCGAAUGUGUGACCAAUUCUGAUUGUGAUCGUAGUAAAUCUUGUAUGAACAAUAAAUGUCGCGAUCCAUGUCCAGGAGUCUGUGGUUUGAAUGCAGAAUGCAGAGUUAUUAACCACUCACCGUCUUGCUAUUGCCCAGUGGGUUAUACUGGAGAUCCAACGUUAUCUUGCUACAUUCAACCAUUACUUGAUCCAGAACCACCCACAAAUCCAUGUAUCCCUUCACCGUGUGGCCCUUACAGUCAAUGCAGACCUGUCAAUAAUCAUGCUGUAUGUUCAUGCCAAACAGAUUACAUUGGAACGCCACCAUCAUGUCGGCCAGAGUGUAUGGUGAGCUCUGAAUGUCCACAAGAUAAAGCAUGUGUUAGAAAGAAAUGUAUAGACCCAUGUCCUGGUACAUGUGGAUCAAAUGGAAGAUGUCAAGUGGUCAAUCAUAAUCCAAUUUGCAGUUGUCCUCCCGGUUAUAACGGAGAUCCAUUUGUAAGGUGCUUCAAAGAACAACCACCACCAGCUGAUAUACCAACCAAUCCAUGUGUGCCAUCUCCAUGUGGUCCAAAUUCGGUAUGUCGUGAAAUUGGUCACACCCCAGCAUGUUCAUGUUUGGACAGUUACAUUGGACGACCACCUAAUUGUCGACCAGAAUGUACCAUCAAUGCUGAAUGCCCAGGAAAUUUAGCAUGUUCAAAAGAAAGAUGUAAAGACCCAUGUCCUGGUUCAUGUGGAAUAUAUGCCACGUGUGUAACAAUAAACCAUAGUCCACAAUGUAACUGUGAACCAGGUUAUACAGGAGAUCCAUUUGCUGGAUGUUCAUUAAUACAACAAGUUGUUCCAACUGAAGGACCUAAAAUGCCCUGUAACCCAUCGCCAUGUGGAGCAAACGCUAUAUGCAAAGAACGUAAUGGAGCAGGAUCUUGUAUAUGUUUACCAGAAUAUUUUGGAGAUCCUUACACGGGAUGUAGACCAGAAUGUGUCACUAAUUCAGAAUGUGAUAGGAGUAAAGCAUGCGUAAAUAAUAAAUGCCGUGAUCCUUGUCCUGGUACUUGUGGACUUAAUGCAGAUUGUAGUGUUAUCAAUCACACACCAUCGUGUACAUGUUUCCCAGGUUAUACUGGCAAUCCUAUUACCGCAUGUCAUAUGCCACCACCAAUGGAUGAAAUACCUAAGAAUCCAUGUGAACCAUCACCAUGUGGGCCUUAUAGCGUAUGUAGAACUGUGAAUGACCAUGCAGUAUGUUCUUGUCAAACUAACUAUAUUGGUACUCCUCCGGGUUGUCGUCCAGAAUGUGUAGUUAGUUCAGAAUGUCCUCAAAACAGAGCUUGUAUUAAUCAAAAAUGUUCAGACCCUUGUAUUGGAAUAUGUGGUAUAGGAGCCAGGUGCCAAGUCAUAAAUCACAAUCCAAUUUGCAGUUGUCCAAGUGGUUUAAUUGGUGAUCCAUUUGUUCAAUGCAAAUCAGAACCACGACCAACUCAGCCACCACCAAGUGGAAACCCUUGUGUUCCAUCUCCAUGUGGUCUGAAUUCCAUAUGCCGUGAAGUUGGCUCAACACCAGCAUGCUCUUGUCAGCCAAAUUAUAUAGGAAGACCACCAAACUGUCGCCCAGAAUGUUCGAUAAAUGCAGAAUGUCCAGGAAAUCUUGCUUGCUUAAACGAACGUUGCAAAGAUCCUUGUCCUGGUUCUUGUGGGGUACACGCAACUUGUGUAACACGUAACCAUAGACCACAGUGUACUUGUGAAACUGGAUAUACUGGAGAUCCAUUUGCUGGGUGUUCCAUAGUUCAACAAAUUCCUCCUACUGAAGGACCGAGGGAUCCAUGUAAUCCGUCUCCAUGUGGAGCUAAUGCUAUUUGUCGAGAAAAGAACGGAGCCGGUUCUUGUGCUUGUCUCCCUGAAUAUUUCGGUGAUCCAUACACGGGAUGUAGACCUGAAUGUGUUACAAAUGCAGAUUGUGAUCGUACAAAAGCAUGUGCAAAUAACAAAUGUAAGGAUCCAUGUCCUGGAACAUGUGGCCUUAACGCAGAAUGUAAAGUUCUAAACCACGCACCUUCGUGCAGUUGUGUACCUGGAUACACUGGUGAUCCGUUGAGCAUAUGCCAGGUUAUACCCAUAACUGAAGCUACGCCGAUAGAUCCGUGUGUUCCAUCUCCAUGUGGACCUAACAGUCAAUGCAGAGAACUAAACGACCAUGCCGUCUGUUCUUGUUUAAGUUCUUUUAUCGGUACACCCCCAUCUUGUCGUCCUGAAUGCGUUGUCAGUUCAGAGUGUAGUCAAAACAAAGCUUGUGUUAAUCAAAAAUGUAGCGACCCCUGCAUUGGUACUUGCGGCCUGAAUACAAGGUGUCAAGUAGUAAAUCACAAUCCCAUUUGUAGCUGUUCCCCCGGAUAUACGGGCGAUCCUUUUGCUUCUUGCAAUAAAAUACAACCCACAACCACUCCUUCACCGCCUACAGCCCCUUGCUCUCCGUCACCUUGUGGACCUCACUCUCAAUGUAGAGUGGUGAGCAAUACAGCUGCAUGUUCUUGUUUGCAAAACUACAUUGGUCGGCCACCCAAUUGUAGGCCCGAGUGUGUUAUUAGCGCGGAAUGCUCAAGUAACUUGGCAUGUAUCAAUGAAAAAUGCUCUGAUCCAUGCCCAGGAUCAUGUGGACAAUAUGCUCAUUGUAGAGUUAUCAAUCACCACCCAGUUUGUACUUGUUUACCUGGGUACACUGGCGAUGCGCUUACAUAUUGCCAACUAUUACCUACCUCUACCGAAAGAUCACCAGAAGCUGUAGAUCCUUGUUAUCCAUCACCAUGUGGUCCAAAUUCAGAUUGUGUCAACCGAAAUGGAGUAGCUGCUUGUACGUGCUCUACAGGAUUCUUCGGUGAUCCUUACACAGGAUGCCGAAGAGAAUGUGAAAACAACGACGAUUGUAAUUUGGCCUUGGCUUGCAUUGGUUAUAAAUGCAUAGAUCCUUGUCCAGGAACAUGUGGUUCUGAGGCAUUAUGUACAGUUGUGAAACAUAUACCUAUUUGCUCUUGUCCACCAUCUUUUACUGGUGAUCCAUUUACUUCUUGUCGUCCGAUACCAGUUAUACCAACACAAAGAGAACCGAUUGACCCAUGCCAUCCAUCCCCGUGUGGACCUAACAGCCAGUGUCGUAAAAUUAAUGAUCAAGCCGUUUGCUCUUGCUUGCCAAAUUAUAUGGGUAGUCCACCAGUAUGUAGACCUGAAUGUGUUGUCAGUUCAGAAUGUCCUUUAGACAAAGCUUGUACAAAUCAAAAAUGUUUGGAUCCUUGUCCAAAUACUUGCGGAAUACAAGCCUUGUGUACUGUGCGAAAUCAUAACCCAAUUUGUGCAUGCCCAGCUGGAUAUUCUGGAGAUCCGUUCUCAUAUUGUUCCUUAAUACCUACUACACCAACACCUCCAGUAACCGAACGUCCAGCAUCGUGUUAUCCAACACCUUGUGGACCUAAUUCACAAUGCCAGAUACAAAAUGGAAUCCCUGUAUGCUCAUGUCUACCAGAAUUCAUUGGCUCACCACCUUCAUGCAGACCUGAAUGUGUUAUAAGUGCUGAAUGCCCAAGUCAAUUGGCUUGUAUGAACCAAAAAUGUCGUGACCCAUGUAUAGGUUCAUGUGGAUUAAAUGCAAAUUGUCACGUACUAAAUCAUAUUCCAAUUUGUACUUGUAAUAAUGGUCUAACAGGAGAUCCAUUUGACUUUUGUACACAAAUACAAAUAACUACCGAGAGACCAUUAGCAUCUGAUCCUUGUAAUCCAUCACCUUGUGGGCCAAAUGCGAUCUGCAAAGGAAAUGGAAAUUGCGAGUGCUUGCCAGAAUAUACAGGAAACCCAUAUGAGAAUUGUCGUCCAGAGUGUGUGUUAAACACCGAAUGUUCUAGAGACAAGGCAUGUAUGAGAAAUAAAUGUAGCGAUCCAUGUGUUGGAACUUGCGGUCAAGGUGCCAAUUGUGAUGUAGUGAAUCACAUUCCAAUUUGUUCAUGCCCGACCAAAUAUUCAGGAGAUCCGUUCACAAUCUGUCGACCUGUUCCAGAUGAUGUUCCUGUAUCAAGUGACCCGUGUAGUCCAUCACCGUGUGGUGCUUAUAGCCAAUGUCGAAACUCAGAUAAUCAUGCAGUGUGUUCUUGUUUACCAAAUUACAUUGGUGCGCCUCCAUCAUGCCGCCCAGAAUGUACUGUCAGUUCUGAAUGUAAUCCAGACAAAGCAUGUGUAAACAUGAAGUGUAUCAACCCGUGUGUAGGAGCUUGUGGUUCUGGAGCUAGGUGUGAAGUAAUUAAUCAUAGUCCAAUCUGCAGUUGUAGAGAAGGACAAACUGGAGAUCCAUUCCGAAGCUGUUAUACGAUACCGAAACCAGUUCUUCCACCUCAAAACGAUCCACCGAAACUUCCAUGUGUCCCUUCGCCGUGUGGUCCAAAUUCUCAAUGUAUAGCUUCAGGAAAUAACCCAUCAUGUUCAUGUUUACCAUCUUAUAUUGGUGCUCCGCCAAAUUGUCGACCAGAAUGUAUAAUAAACCCAGAUUGUCCAUCAACUCUUGCUUGCAUUAACAACAAAUGUAGAGAUCCGUGUCCAGGAUCUUGUGGAAGUGAUGCCCAUUGCCAAGUUGUUAAUCAUGCAGUUUCGUGUCUAUGUCCCUCUGGAUUUACAGGAAAUCCAUUUGUUCAAUGUAUUUAUCAACAAGAAAAUUUAAAUCCAUGUGAACCAUCUCCAUGUGGUGCAAAUGCAAUAUGUAAACAACAAGAUGGGGCCGGAUCUUGUUCUUGCAUUAAUGAUUAUUAUGGAAACCCAUAUGAGGGUUGCCGACCUGAAUGUGUUCACAGUUCAGACUGUCCAACAAAUAAGGCAUGUAUUGGAAAUAAAUGUGUGGAUCCUUGUCCCGGUGUAUGCGGAGUAGAUGCCGUUUGCACAGUUAUUAGUCAUGUUCCAACUUGCAACUGUAUAUCUGGGUAUAUAGGAAAUCCAUUCACGUACUGCCAACCUCAACCUCCAACAACUCAAGCAACAGUGUAUGACCCUUGUCAUCCAUCACCUUGCGGCCCUAACAGCCAAUGUAAAAAUGUAAACCAACAAGGAGUAUGCUCUUGUCAAAUAGAAUACCAAGGAACUCCACCAAAUUGUAGACCAGAGUGUGUCGUAAACAAUGAAUGUCCAUCGAAUAGAGCUUGUCAUAAAUUCAAAUGCACAGACCCUUGUCCUGGAACCUGUGGACUAAAUGCUCGUUGUGAAGUUAUUAAUCACAGUCCAAUUUGCACAUGUUCGCCUGGUUUAAUUGGAGAUCCUUUCACAAGAUGUUAUCCACAACCAGUGAAACCACUAGAUGAACCGGUGAUACCAACAAAUCCUUGUAUUCCCUCGCCAUGUGGACCGAAUUCUGAGUGUAGACCAGUUGGAAAUCAACCAUCAUGUUCGUGUCGAAUAAAUUACAUCGGUGCUCCGCCAAAUUGUCGACCCGAAUGUUCCGUUAAUUCUGACUGUCCUUCCAUGUUAUCUUGUAUAUCAGAUAAAUGUAGAGAUCCAUGUUAUGGAUCUUGUGGUUUAAAUACAGACUGUAGAGUUCAAAAUCAUAUACCAACUUGUACAUGUAUCUCUGGACACAACGGUGAUCCAUUUACACAAUGUAUUCCAAUAAUAGAACAACCAACACUAGCCACCCCUACCGAUCCAUGUAAUCCAUCACCGUGUGGAUCCAAUACUCAAUGUUACAAUGGAGUUUGUCAAUGCCUGACCAACUAUUUCGGAGAUCCAUUAAUAGGUUGUCGGCCUGAGUGUACAAUGAACACCGAUUGUCCAAGGAAUAAAGCAUGUUUAAACCAAAAGUGUCAGGAUCCUUGUCCAGGCACUUGUGGUCAAGGUGCCAUAUGUGAUGUCAUUAACCAUAUUCCAACCUGCAGUUGCCCAACUGGUACAGCUGGCGAUGCAUUUGUUAUUUGUAGACCCAUUAAAGUUCAAGACGAACCAUCUAGAGACCCAUGUAAUCCUUCUCCGUGUGGGCCAAACAGUGUUUGUCGUGUAGUAGAAGGACAUGCUGUCUGUUCCUGUCAAAAUAGUAUGAUCGGUUCACCACCUUCUUGUCGACCAGAAUGUGUUGUUAGUGCAGAGUGUCCUUUAACUCAAGCAUGUCUCAUGAGCAAAUGCCGUGAUCCAUGUCCUGGAACUUGUGGUCACCUUGCUAACUGUAAAGUAGUUAAUCAUAGUCCUAUUUGUACUUGCCCGCCACAGCAUAGUGGAGAUCCAUUUAGGAGUUGUUAUCCUGUUCAAGAAGUAAGACCUACACCAUCAGCUGAUCCAAUUAAUGUUUGUGUCCCAUCACCGUGUGGACCCAAUUCUGAGUGUAGAGAUCGCGGAGGAGCACCAGCGUGCUCGUGCUUGUCAAAUUAUGUUGGAACGCCACCAUCGUGCAGACCGGAAUGUACAAUUAAUCCAGAAUGUCCUAGCCAUUUAUCAUGUAUUAAUCAAAAGUGUACAGACCCUUGCCCUGGUUCAUGUGGCUCAAAUGCUGCAUGUUCUGUGAUUAAUCACACUCCCAUGUGCUCUUGCAAUAAUGGAUUUACUGGAGAUCCGUUUACAUAUUGUCAAUCAGUCCCGGUGCUACCAGUAUACCAAGAACCUCUAAACCCAUGCAUUCCUUCCCCCUGUGGAAUGAACGCUAUAUGCAAAGAGUAUAAUGGUGCUGGUUCGUGUAGUUGUUUACCAGAAUAUAAUGGAAAUCCAUAUGAAGGCUGUAGGCCUGAAUGUGUUAUAAACUCUGACUGCACACCUCAAAAAGCUUGUGUGAAAAAUAAAUGUCAAAAUCCGUGCGCUGGAACUUGUGGUCAAAACGCAGAAUGCUACGUGACUAAUCAUUUGCCAUCUUGUACUUGUAUACCAGGUUUUACCGGUGAUCCGUAUAAGUACUGCAUCCUAGCUCCACCACCACAACAACCACAAGCGGAUCCAAUUAAUCCUUGUGUUCCAUCACCAUGUGGACCAAACAGUCAAUGUAAGGAAAUAAAUUACCAAGCAGUGUGUUCAUGUCUACAAUCAUAUGUGGGGAGUCCUCCAAACUGUAGACCAGAGUGUGUAGUCAACUCAGAAUGUGGCAAACCCAAAGCGUGCCGAAAUUUAAAAUGUGUUGACCCUUGUUUAAAUGCUUGUGGGUCUAAUUCAAAAUGUAAAGUAAUAAAUCAUAGCCCUAUAUGUUCAUGUAAAGAAGGAUUUACUGGCGAUCCAUUUUCAAGCUGUUAUGCCAUACAAUACUUGCCAUCUCCACCAAUACAAAAUGAACCAAUUAACCCAUGUAUACCAUCACCAUGUGGCCUAUACUCAUAUUGUAAAGAUUCCAAUGGAUAUCCUUCUUGUUCAUGCCAAGAGAAUUAUAUUGGUUCACCACCAAAUUGUAGACCUGAGUGUACAAUAAACGAAGAAUGUCCAAAAGAUAAGGCUUGUAUGAAGCAAAAAUGCCAAGACCCAUGUCCAGGAUCAUGUGGUGUUAAUGCUAAUUGUAACGUUUAUAAUCAUAACCCAAUAUGCUCAUGUAUUGAUGGUUACACAGGAGAUCCGUUUACCAGUUGCUAUAUAAAACCAACAUCUCCUCCUAAGCCACAAUAUGAUGAUCCAUGUAAUCCGUCCCCAUGUGGAUCAAAUGCAUUAUGUAAUAAUGGUGUUUGCUCUUGCUUGAGUGAAUAUCAAGGCGAUCCAUACUCUGGCUGUCGUCCAGAAUGUAUUUUAAAUACAGAUUGUCCCAUUAUUAAAGCUUGCAUCAAUAAUAAAUGUAAAAAUCCAUGCCAAGGAACAUGUGGAUUAAAUGCAAUUUGUAAUGUUUACAAUCAUAUUCCGAUGUGUACAUGUCCCCAAGGCAUGAAUGGAAAUGCAUUUAUUCAAUGCACACCUAUCCAAGCAUCCGUUGAAGUUAUCAACCCAUGUGCUCCAUCUCCUUGUGGACCAAAUAGCCAAUGUAAACAAAUGAAUGGUGUAGCGGUGUGUUCAUGCAUAUCUGGAUACUUGGGUGCACCACCUUUAUGUAGACCUGAAUGUACAAUCAAUUCCGACUGUGGUCUAAAUGAAGCUUGUUCGAAUCAAAAGUGUCGAAAUCCAUGUCCUAGUAUUUGUGGAAUAAGUGCAAAAUGUCAAGUCAUAAAUCAUAAUCCAAUUUGUAGUUGUCCACCAGGAUUAAUCGGUGAUCCAUUUACAAGAUGUUAUAAUAAACCAGCCGAUUUACCACAAUACGUUGGUAAUCCUUGCAUUCCGUCUCCUUGUGGACCGAAUUCGCAGUGUAAGGUUCAAGGUGAAUCGCCAUCAUGCUCAUGCCUACCUAAUUUCAUCGGAUCACCUCCAAAUUGCAAGCCGGAAUGUAUUACCAACAGCGAGUGCUCAUAUAAUUUAGCUUGUGCUAAUAUGAAAUGUAAAGAUCCUUGCCCAGGUUCAUGCGCACCAAAUGCCGAAUGCCAUGUAGUAAGCCAUUCGCCAAUAUGCACUUGUCCAAUUGGAUACGUAGGAGAUCCUUUCACGCAAUGCAUUGUACAACAAGCCGAUCCAGUACCACAAGAGUAUUUAAAUCCAUGUGUACCAUCCCCCUGUGGGACAAAUGCAAUUUGUAAAGAACAAAAUGGAGCUGGAUCGUGUACUUGCUUGCCUGAAUACUAUGGAAAUCCAUAUGAAGGAUGUAGACCGGAAUGUGUUUUGAAUACAGACUGUGCGUCUAACAAAGCAUGCUCUAAUUACAAGUGUAAAAACCCAUGUCCAGGAACAUGUGGUCAAAAUGCAGAAUGUCAAGUAGUUAAUCAUUUGCCCAUGUGUUCUUGCUAUCAAGGAUAUACUGGUGAUCCAUUUAGACACUGUCAUCAAAUACCUCCUCCACAACAAACUGAAAUCGAACCAAUUAAUCCAUGUUCACCUUCUCCAUGUGGGCCAAAUAGUCAAUGUCGGGAAAUUAACCAUCAAGCUGUUUGCUCCUGCCUACCGACUUACGUAGGGAGCCCGCCUGGAUGUAGACCAGAAUGUGUAACAAAUUCAGAGUGUGCUUCGAAUAAAGCAUGCAUAAAACAGAAGUGUUCAAAUCCUUGUCCUGAACCAUGUGGACAAAAUUCUAACUGCAAAGUUAUCAACCACAGUCCUGUGUGUUCGUGUAUCAAUGGUUUUACUGGAGAUCCAUUUAUUCGCUGCUAUCAAAUACCUCCACCUCCACCACAGUUUGAUCCAGUUUAUGUAAACCCCUGCGUUCCAUCACCAUGUGGUCCUUAUUCUCAAUGUAGAGAACAGAAUGGCUAUCCGUCAUGUUCAUGUUUAGCUGAAUACAUAGGAAGUCCUCCAAAUUGCCGUUAUGAAUGUACAAUUAAUGCAGAAUGCCCCAGAGAUAAAGCGUGUAUGAAGCAAAAAUGUCAAGAUCCUUGUCCUGGGUCAUGUGGUGUAAAUGCUUUAUGUAAUGUAGUAAACCAUACACCAAUGUGCUUGUGUCCUGAUAACUAUGAAGGCAAUCCUUUUGAAAAUUGCAGACCGAAACCCAUGGAUGUUCCAGAACCAGUGUAUUCAGACCCAUGUAAUCCAUCGCCUUGUGGUCCUAAUUCUGAUUGCUAUAAUGGUGUUUGUAAAUGUAAACCUGAAUUCCAAGGUGAUCCAUACUCUGGAUGUAGACCUGAAUGUGUACUAAAUAACGAUUGUCCCAGAAACAAAGCAUGCAUAAAAAAUAAAUGCAAAGACCCAUGCCCUGGAACCUGUGGAACGAAUGCCAUCUGUGAAGUUUAUAAUCAUAUACCAAUGUGUAGAUGUCCUGAUGGAAUGUAUGGAAAUGCUUUUAUCAAUUGUUUAGUACAACAAGAUGUGAUCCCGGUAACGAACACAAAUCCAUGCUAUCCAACCCCAUGCGGACCUAACAGUCAAUGCCGAGAAAUUAAUGGACAAGCUGUAUGUUCGUGUACAAUCGGCUAUUUAGGAGUACCACCAUCGUGUAGACCAGAAUGUACAAUAAAUUCUGAUUGUAACUUAAAUGAAGCAUGUUCAAACCAAAAAUGUCAUGAUCCAUGCCGUGGUGUUUGUGGAAUAGGAGCAAUCUGCCGUGUAUAUAACCAUAAACCUAUCUGUAGUUGUCCUCCAGGACAGACGGGAAAUCCAUUUUCUAACUGCCGUCCAAUACCGGUUCAAGACCCAUUACCUGUAGAACAUCCAUGUGUUCCAUCUCCGUGUGGACCCAAUUCACAAUGUCAAGUUAAAGGACAAUCGCCUUCAUGUUCUUGUUUACCUGACUUUAUUGGUUCACCACCGAACUGCAAACCCGAGUGCAUUAGUAAUGGAGAAUGUCCAUAUCAUUUAGCAUGUAAAAAUAUGAAAUGUAAAGAUCCUUGUCCUGGUACCUGUGGACAAAAUGCACAAUGUAACGUUGUAAGUCACUCUCCUCAGUGUACCUGCUAUCCAGGGUUUAUUGGAGAUCCUUUCACUCAAUGCACAAUACAACAAGCAGAACCAAUUGAAGAGACCUUGAACCCUUGUAUUCCAUCACCUUGUGGAGCAAAUGCUAUUUGCAAAGAGCGAAAUGGUGCUGGAUCCUGUAGUUGUUUACAAGAGUAUUUUGGAAAUCCUUAUGAACUCUGUAGACCCGAGUGUACAGUAAACACUGAUUGUCCAUCGAAUAAAGCUUGUAUGGGAAAUAAAUGCUUAGAUCCAUGUCCAGGAACAUGUGCCCAAUCUGCAAUUUGUCACGUUUACAACCAUUCACCGACAUGCUCGUGUAAUUAUGGAUACACAGGAGAUCCGUAUAAAUAUUGCAGUAUAAUUCCAACUCCACCAAUCCAAAAUGAACCAAUACACCCGUGUUCACCUUCUCCGUGUGGACCACACAGUCAAUGCCGAGAAGUCAACUUCCAAGCCGUAUGCUCAUGUUUAUCGAACUAUAUUGGAAGUCCACCAAAUUGUCGUCCUGAAUGUCUCAUCAGUCAGGAUUGUUCACAAAAUCUUGCAUGCGUAAAUCAACACUGUGUCGAUCCUUGCAUUGGACAAUGUGGUCAAAAUACACAAUGUAAGACUAUCAAACAUCGACCAAUAUGUACAUGUAGCCCUGGAUAUACUGGAGACCCGUUCUCCAGAUGUUAUCUAAUUCCACCGUUACCAACACCACCACAAGAUGAACCAAUACCAACAAAUCCUUGUGUGCCGUCUCCGUGUGGGCCAUAUUCUGAGUGUAGAAACUACGGAAAUUAUCCUUCAUGUAGUUGCCAACCACAAUACACGGGAAGUCCGCCAAAUUGUAGGCCAGAGUGUUCGAUCAAUGCAGAAUGUCCAAGCAAUAAUGCGUGCAUGAAAGAGAAAUGUCGAGACCCAUGUCCCGGUUCAUGUGGAAUUGGAUCGGUUUGUAACGUAUUGAAUCACGUUCCUAUUUGUCAAUGCCCUGAUGGAUUUACUGGUGAUCCAUUUGUGAGUUGCUAUCUGAAACCCCAAGCUCCUAUUGCUGACGUAGAAACAGACCCAUGUAGUCCAUCUCCGUGUGGUACAAACGCAAUAUGUAAUAAUGGACUUUGUACAUGUCUUCCUGAAUACCAUGGAGAUCCAUAUACUGGAUGUAGACCAGAAUGUGUUCUUAACGACGAAUGCUCAAGGGAUAAAGCUUGUAUCCGAAAUAAAUGUAUAAAUCCAUGUCCAGGGACGUGUGGCUACAAUGCCAUAUGUGAAGUAUAUAACCAUAUACCCAUGUGUCGAUGCCCAGAAGGAUUAGCAGGCGACGCCUUUACUCAAUGUCAACCAAUAUUACAAGAUCCAAUUAUUAAUCAGCCAUGUAAUCCAUCACCUUGCGGACCCAACAGUCAAUGUAGGGAAAUGAACAAUCAAGCGGUAUGUUCUUGCAUCGUGGGAUAUGUGGGUAGCCCACCAUCGUGUAGACCAGAAUGCACAAUAAAUGCGGAUUGCUAUUUGACCGAAGCUUGUUCAAACCAAAAGUGUGGAAAUCCUUGUAUAGGAACGUGUGGUGUUGGAGCUAAAUGCCAGGUUAUAAAUCACAGGCCUAUAUGUAGCUGUCCACCAAGCAUGACUGGUGAUCCAUUCGUACGCUGCCAUGCCAUAUUGGCACUUCCUGAACCUGUGGGUAACCCAUGUAUACCAUCUCCUUGUGGACCUAAUUCACAAUGCCAAGUAAAAGGAGAUACGCCAUCUUGUUCAUGUUUACCCGAAUUCGUCGGAUCACCUCCAAAUUGCAAACCAGAAUGCAUUAGCAAUAGUGAAUGUGCCUAUAACAAAGCAUGUGUCUAUAUGAAAUGUAAAGAUCCGUGUCCAGGAUCUUGUGGUCAAAAUGCUAUAUGUCAAGUAGUUAGUCAUGUGCCUAGAUGUUCAUGUUUAUCUGGUUAUGUUGGUGAUCCAUUUAUACAAUGUUAUAUUCAACAAGCUGACCCAGUACCCACUGAGUAUUUAUCUCCGUGUGAGCCUUCUCCGUGUGGUACUAACGCUGUUUGUAAAGAACAAAACGGCGCUGGUUCAUGUAGUUGUCUCCCAGGAUUUGAAGGAAAUCCUUAUGAUGGAUGCAGAUAUGAAUGCACACUUAACACAGACUGUGCAUCUAAUAAAGCAUGUAUUCGAAAUAAAUGCCAAAAUCCUUGUCCUGGAUCUUGUGGACCAAACGCGGAAUGUUUAGUAAUAAAUCACCUUCCUAUGUGCACAUGUUAUAAUGGUUACACAGGAGAUCCUUUCAAAUACUGUAGUUUGAUACCUCCUCAAAUUGUGCAGUCUGAGCCCUAUGCUCCUUGUGUUCCAUCACCAUGUGGACCUAAUAGUCAAUGUAAAGAAAUAAAUGGACAAGCAGUUUGUUCAUGUCUCCCUUCGUAUCAUGGAAGUCCUCCUGGUUGUAGACCUGAAUGUGUAUUGAGUUCGGAAUGCAGUGAUAUUCACGCAUGUGUUAAUCAGAAAUGUGUCAACCCAUGUCCUGGACCGUGUGGUUCAAAUGCUAUUUGCAAAGUUAUAAAGCAUAAUGCAAUAUGUUCCUGUCAACUCGGGUAUCAAGGCGAUCCAUUCUCCCGUUGUUAUUUAAUUCCACCACCACCGCCACCACAACAAGAUGCAGUUAUGUACUUAAACCCGUGUGUUCCAUCUCCAUGUGGUUUAUAUUCAGAAUGUAGAGAUAUUGGUGGAGUACCAUCUUGUUCAUGUUUAUCACAAUAUUUCGGUAGUCCACCGAAUUGUAGACCUGAAUGUGUGAUAAAUAAUGACUGUCGAAGCAAUUUAGCAUGUAUUCGAGAGAAAUGUCAAGACCCAUGUCCAGGAUCUUGUGGUAUUGAUGCAUACUGCAAUGUUAUAAAUCACACUCCGAAUUGUGUAUGCCGUGAAGGUUUCAUUGGAGACCCCUUCACAUCGUGCUAUAUAAAACCAAUACAAGACAUUCCAGAACCUGUUGAAAAAGACCCAUGUUAUCCAUCUCCAUGUGGACCAAACGCAAUAUGUAAUAAUGGCCAAUGUUCAUGUAUUAAUGAAUACUUUGGAGAUCCAUACUCAGGUUGUAGACCAGAAUGUGUAAUUAACAAUGACUGUCCAAGAGACAAGGCUUGUGUUCGUAAUAAAUGUAUGAAUCCAUGUAAAGACACAUGUGGUGAAAAUGCUAUAUGUGAUGUUUAUAAUCAUAUACCAAUGUGCCGCUGUCCAGAAGGAACAGAAGGAAAUGCAUUUAUUAGAUGUUCGGCAUUACAACAAGCACCAAUCGAUAUUCAUCCUUGUUAUCCAUCACCAUGUGGACCAAACAGUCACUGUAAAGAAAUAAAUAGUCAAGCUGUAUGCUCUUGUAUCAUUGGAUAUUUGGGAGUUCCGCCAUCAUGUCGACCUGAAUGUACUGUAAACUCAGAUUGUAAUAGUAAUAAAGCUUGUUCUAAUCAAAAAUGCAUUGACCCGUGUAUUGGAGUAUGUGGUGUAAACUCAAAAUGCCAGGUUAUCAACCACAGCCCCAUUUGUAGUUGCGCACCCAGUUUUACGGGAAAUCCAUUUGUUCGAUGUUACCCAAAACCUGCUGAUAUCCCUCAACCUGUUGGAAAUCCUUGUAUUCCAUCGCCUUGUGGACCAAACUCUCAAUGCAAAGUGCAAGGUGAAUCGCCGUCAUGUUCUUGUUUACCUGAAUUUAUUGGCUCACCUCCAAAUUGUAAACCUGAAUGUGUAAGUAAUAGUGAAUGUCCAAUUCACUUAUCUUGCAUAAACAUGAAAUGCAAAAAUCCUUGCAUUGGAGCCUGUGCCCCAAGUGCUGAAUGUAGAGUAAUAAGUCAUACACCAAGAUGUACAUGCCCUGUUGGACAUAUUGGAAACCCGUAUACUGAAUGUACAAUAAUUCAAGCUGAUCCUAUUCCACAAGAAUAUUUAAAUCCUUGUGAGCCAUCUCCGUGUGGCAUUAAUGCCAUUUGUAAAGAACAAAACGGAGCCGGAUCUUGUUCUUGUCUACCUGAAUACUUUGGAAAUCCAUACGAAGGAUGUAAGCCUGAAUGUGUUGUAAAUGCCGAAUGUCAGUCCAACAAAGCAUGUAUUAGUAAUAAAUGUAAAGAUCCAUGCCCUGGAACAUGUGCUCAAAAUGCUGAAUGUCAAGUCAUUAAUCAUUCACCGACAUGCACAUGUUAUAAUGGGUAUACUGGUGACCCAUUCCGAUACUGCCAUAUCAUACCACCACAACAAACUGAAGUACAGCCUAUUUAUCCAUGUACACCAUCUCCUUGUGGACCAAAUAGUCAAUGUCGAGAAAUAAAUCAGCAAGCAGUUUGUUCAUGUUUACCAAACUAUGUAGGAAGUCCUCCCGGAUGUCGCCCAGAAUGUGUACUGAACGCAGAAUGUUCAGCAAGUCUCGCUUGUAUGAAUCAAAAAUGUAAAAACCCAUGCGAAGAUCGGUGUGCACAAAAUGCUAACUGCCGGGUGUUCAACCAUAGUCCUGUGUGUUCGUGCACUCCUGGAUAUACUGGAGAUCCAUUUUCACAUUGUCAUGCUAUACCUCCUCCACCACCACCACCACAAAACGAACCUAUUUAUGUAAACCCAUGCAUACCAUCACCAUGUGGAGCCUAUGCUGUAUGUCAAGACAACGGAGGUACUCCAUCAUGCUCCUGCUUGGCUCAAUACAUUGGAUCACCACCAAACUGUAGACCAGAAUGCAUUAUGCAUUCCGAAUGCCCUAGUAAUGAAGCUUGUAUUAGAGAAAAAUGCCAAGACCCAUGUCCGGGAUCAUGUGGCUGGGGUGCACAAUGUAAUGUAAUUAACCAUACACCUAUGUGUACUUGUCCAGAGGGAUAUGAAGGAAAUCCGUUUACGAAAUGUGACAUAAAGCCAGUAAUUCAAGCUCCAGUCUACUCAGAUCCAUGUAAUCCAUCACCUUGUGGUCCAAAUGCUCAGUGUAAUAAUGGCGUAUGCACAUGCUUAAGUGAAUACCAGGGAGAUCCAUACACUGGAUGUAGACCUGAAUGUGUACUAAAUAAUGAUUGUCCACGAAACAAAGCAUGUAUAAAAAAUAAAUGUAUAGAUCCUUGUCCUGGAAUUUGUGGGCAAAAUGCUAUUUGUGAUGUUUAUAAUCAUAUACCGAUGUGUCGUUGUCCAGAAGGAAUGCAAGGCAAUGCUUUUGUUUUUUGUAGUCCACAACAAAACGAGCCUGAGAUAUAUGAGCCAUGUAAACCAUCCCCUUGUGGACCAUUUAGUCAAUGUAGGGAAGUAAAUAAACAAGCAGUUUGUUCGUGUGUCACGGGAUAUACUGGAUUACCACCCUUAUGCCGGCCUGAAUGUAUUUCAAGUUCAGACUGUAGACAAAAUCAAGCAUGUUCCAAUCAAAAAUGUAUAGACCCGUGUCCAGGAACUUGUGGUAUAAAUGCUAAAUGCCAAGUUAUAAGCCACAGUCCUAUAUGUAGCUGCCCAACGGGAUAUACAGGAAAUGCCUUUAUGAAUUGCUACCAAAUUCCUGCUGAUAUACCAUUAAUAGUGGGCAAUCCAUGUGUCCCAACACCGUGUGGACCUAAUUCACAAUGUCAAGUAAAAGGAGAAACACCUUCUUGUUCGUGUUUGCCUGAGUUCAUCGGAUCUCCUCCAAAUUGCAAACCAGAAUGUGUGACUAAUAGUGAAUGUUCCUAUAACAAAGCAUGUAUGAAUAUGAAAUGCAAAGAUCCUUGUCCAGGAUCAUGCGCAGUCAAUGCUAUAUGUCAAGUUUUAAGUCACGCUCCUACUUGUCAUUGUCAACAAGGUUAUGUUGGAAAUCCAUUUACAUUCUGUUCAGUUCAACAAGCAGAUCCUAUACCUCAAGAAUAUAUUAAUCCAUGUGUACCUUCACCAUGUGGUGUGAAUGCAGUAUGUAAAGAACAAAACGGAGCUGGAUCGUGUACUUGCCUACCAGAAUAUAUAGGCAAUCCUUAUGAAAGUUGUAGACCAGAAUGUACAAUUAAUUCUGAUUGCGUUUCCAAUAAAGCAUGUAUGAUGAAUAAGUGUAGAGACCCGUGUCCAGGAACAUGCGGUCAAAAUGCAGAAUGUCAUGUCAUUAACCAUUUACCAGUCUGUACUUGUUUAAAUGGUUAUAAUGGUGACCCAUUCAAAUAUUGUUCAGUUAUUGUACCACCACAAGAUGCUCCAAUAGAACCGAUAAACCCAUGUUAUCCGUCACCCUGUGGACCAAAUAGUCAAUGUAAAUCCAUCAAUAACCAAGCAAUAUGUUCAUGUUUGCCUACAUACAUUGGAAGUCCUCCAGGGUGUAGACCAGAAUGUGUCAUAAGUUCGGAAUGUAAAAGUUAUGAAGCGUGUACUAACCAAAAGUGUUCUGACCCAUGUACUGAUAUUUGUGGAAAAAAUGCUGAUUGCAAAGUCAUAAAUCAUAGUCCAAUUUGUACUUGUCGACCUAAAUUCACUGGAGAUCCAUUCACUCACUGUUUCCCAAUACCAUUACCACUGCCUCAAUAUGUGCCUACUGAAUAUGUAAACCCAUGCAUACCAUCACCUUGCGGUCCUUAUUCACAAUGCUAUGAUAACCAAGGAGUUCCAUCAUGCAGUUGUCUUUCUCAAUACACCGGAAGCCCACCAAAUUGUAGACCAGAAUGUGUUAUGAAUUCAGAAUGCCCAUCUAACAAAGCAUGUAUAAGCGAACAUUGUAGAGAUCCAUGUCCAGGAUCAUGUGGUUUCAAUGCUGAAUGUAAUGUCUUAAAUCAUACACCAAUGUGUGUCUGUCCAUAUGGCAUGAUUGGUGAUCCUUUCACUAGUUGUUAUUCUAAACCACAAGAAAAUAUUCCAGUUGUACACAGUGAUCCGUGUAAUCCAUCACCGUGUGGUUAUAAUGCAGAAUGUAAUAAUGGUGUAUGUACUUGCUUAUUAGAAUAUCAAGGAAAUCCUUACAUGGGAUGUAGACCUGAAUGUGUUAUAAAUAAUGACUGUCCGCAAAAGGAAGCUUGUAUAAAAAAUAAAUGUAAAGAUCCUUGUCCUGGAAUUUGUGGACAAAAUGCUAUUUGUGAUGUAUAUAAUCAUAUACCGAUGUGUCGAUGCCCUGACAAAAUGUCUGGAAAUGCUUUCCUUCAGUGCAAGCCAGUUGAAAUUCAAGCUCAAGUUUAUCCAUGCAACCCUUCACCUUGUGGAUCUAAUAGUCAGUGUAGAGAAAUUAAUAAUCAUGCUGUAUGUUCAUGUAUAUCAAAUUACAUUGGGUCACCUCCUCUGUGUAGACCAGAAUGUACUACUAAUUCUGAUUGUAAUCAAAAUGAAGCUUGUAGUAAUCAAAAGUGUAAAGAUCCAUGUCCUGGAACAUGUGGAAUAGGAGCUAUAUGUCAAGUUAUUAACCAUAGUCCAAUAUGCAAUUGUCCAUCAGGAUAUACAGGAAAUUCUUUUGUCCACUGCCAUCCAAUCCAAGCGGCCCCAGUUGAAGAAUUCAAUGAAAACCCUUGCAUACCAUCACCAUGUGGAUUCAAUGCUCAAUGUCAAGACAUUGGUGGUCAACCAUCAUGCUCUUGUUUGCCUCAGUUUAUCGGUUCUCCUCCGAAUUGUAAACCAGAAUGUGUAAUCAAUAGUGAAUGUCCAUAUCACUUAGCAUGUAUGAACAUGAAAUGCCGAGAUCCAUGCCCAGGAUCAUGUGGCCAGAAUACAGAAUGCAAAGUUAUUAGUCACGCCCCGCAAUGUUAUUGUUUAUCUGGUUAUACUGGAAAUCCAAUAAUACAAUGCAAUAUACAACAUGCUGAUCCGGUUCCUCAAGAAUAUUUCAAUCCAUGCCAACCAUCACCUUGUGGUUCAAAUGCAGUAUGCAAAGAGCAAAACGGUGCUGGUUCAUGCACGUGUUUACCAGAAUACUUUGGUGAUCCAUAUAGAGGAUGCAUGCCUGAAUGUGUGGUUAAUUCAGACUGCCCACAAAAUGAAGCCUGCAGGAGAAAUAAAUGUGAAAAUCCUUGCCCAGGACUAUGUGGUCAAAACGCAGAAUGUCAGACAAUUAACCAUGUGCCCAUGUGUACAUGUUCCAAUGGAUAUACUGGGGAUCCGUUCAGAUAUUGUUCAUUUAUACCACCGCAACAAACUCCAAUUGAACCAACUAAUCCAUGCAGUCCAUCGCCUUGUGGACCAAAUAGCCAAUGCAGAGAACUCAAUGGUCAAGCGAUAUGUUCAUGUCUUCCAGAAUUUAUUGGAAGUCCUCCUAGUUGUCGACCCGAAUGUGUAAUAAGUACUGAAUGUAAUCGUGAUAAAGCAUGUAUGGGACAAAAAUGUAAAGAUCCAUGCCCCGGAAUGUGCGGUCAUAAUGCCAAUUGUCAAACUAUUAACCAUAGUCCAAUUUGUACAUGUACUUCAGGAUACACUGGAAAUCCAUUUUCUCAAUGCUAUCAACUACCAAAGCCUCAAAUACAACAAACUCCACCAGAACCAAUGAAUCCAUGUAUUCCAAAUCCUUGUGGAUCAUAUGCAAUAUGCCACGACCAAGGAGGUUAUCCAUCAUGUUCCUGUUUAUCUCAGUACAUAGGCACUCCACCAAAUUGUAGACCCGAGUGUGUUAUUAGUGCUGAAUGUCCAAGCAAUAAAGCUUGUAUGAAUGAAAAGUGUAAAGAUCCAUGCCCUGGUUCUUGUGGGGUUGGAGCUAUUUGUACUGUGAACAAUCAUACACCUAAUUGUUACUGUCCAAGUGGAUAUAUAGGAGACCCAUUCAAUUCAUGUAUGCUUAAACCACCACAAAACGAUCCAGAAAUAUCAAAUAUUGAUCCAUGCUACCCAUCACCAUGUGGUUCAAACGCGAAUUGUAACGAUGGCAAAUGCACUUGCUUACCAGAAUAUCAAGGAGAUCCUUAUGUUGGAUGUAGACCUGAAUGUAUAAUAAACGAUGAAUGUCCUAGAAAUAAAGCUUGCAUUAGAAAUAAAUGCAAAGAUCCAUGUCCAGGAACUUGUGCUCAUAAUGCAAUUUGUGAUGUGUAUAACCAUAUUCCAAUGUGUAGAUGCCCCGAAGGAAUGUCUGGAAAUGCAUUUAUAGACUGUCGACCACAGCAAGUUUCUGUGGUACAUGACUAUUGCAAUCCUUCACCAUGUGGUCCAAAUAGUAUUUGUCAAGAAAUAAAUCAACAAAGUAUGUGUUCUUGUAUAACUGGAUACAUUGGAUCUCCACCAACUUGCCGUCCAGAAUGCACAGUUAAUUCCGAUUGCAUUUUGAGUAAAGCUUGUAGUAAUCAAAAAUGUCGAGAUCCUUGCCCUGGAACAUGUGGAAUAAGUGCUAAAUGUCAUGUUGUUAAUCAUAAUCCGAUAUGCAGCUGUCCUCCUGGCUUUACAGGCAAUGCAUUUGUGCAAUGCAGUCAAAUACCAGUUAUUGAAGAUGAACCAGUUCGAAACCCAUGUGUUCCUUCGCCUUGUGGUCCAUAUUCGCAAUGUCAAGUUCAAGGAACGUCUCCAUCGUGUUCAUGCUUGCCUGAAUAUAUUGGAUCACCACCAAAUUGUCGACCUGAAUGUGUUAGUAACAGUGAAUGUUCAUAUAAUUUGGCUUGUAUAAAUAUGAAAUGCAAAGAUCCAUGUCCUGGAUUAUGUGGAGAAAAUGCCUUAUGUCGUGUUAUCAGCCAUUCUCCAAUGUGUUACUGCGUACAAGGUUAUACUGGAAAUCCAAUGGUUCAAUGUGUGGUUCAACAAGAUGCAGUUGUAAUAAGAGAUGAUCCACAUCCUUGCACUCCGUCCCCCUGUGGAGCAAAUGCCCAAUGUAGAGAACAAAAUAAUGCGGGCUCGUGUAGCUGUUUGCCGGGAUAUUUUGGAAAUCCGUAUGAAGGUUGUAGACCAGAGUGCAUUGUUAAUACAGAUUGCUCUCCUAGUAAAGCUUGUAUACAAUACAAGUGUCAAAAUCCUUGUCCCGGAAAUUGUGGUUUGAAUGCAGAUUGUCAAGUGGUUUACCAUGUUGCAUCAUGCGUUUGUAAUCCAGGUUACACGGGUAACCCAUACCAAUCCUGCAAUUUUAUAACACCACAAAUUACUCAAAUGGAACCAAUAUACCCAUGUAUUCCAUCACCAUGUGGUCCGAAUAGUCAAUGCAGAGAAUUAAAUAAUCAAGCUGUAUGUAGUUGUUUACCAUCCUUUAUCGGAAGUCCGCCUAUGUGUCGUCCUGAAUGUACAACUAGUGCAGAAUGCCCAACAAAUUUAGCAUGUGUAAACAAGAAAUGUGUAGAUCCUUGUCCAGGAGUAUGUGGACAAAGUGCUAAUUGCAGAGUUGUAAAUCACAGUCCAUUGUGCAUAUGCAAUUCAGGAUUCACAGGAGAUCCAUUUUCUAUUUGCUAUCCAAUACAAAAUUCUCCAGAACCUCAACCUCAGCCACCGAUAAACCCAUGCAUACCAUCACCAUGUGGUCCAUAUUCCCAAUGUCAAAAUUACGGAGGUUCUCCUUCGUGUACAUGUCUACCAUCGUAUAUAGGAUCUCCACCAAAUUGUAAACCAGAGUGCACAAUUAAUGCUGAUUGUCCAAGUAAUGUGGCAUGUAUUAGAGAGAAAUGUAGAGAUCCGUGUCCAGGUUCUUGUGGAUUUAAUGCCCAUUGUCAAGUGUUAAACCACAUUCCUAUGUGCAUUUGUCCAGAAGGCUAUUCUGGAGAUCCGUUUAUGAGCUGUUACAUCAAACCAGAACCACCAAUUCAACAAGCUUCAGAUCCUUGUAAUCCUUCUCCAUGUGGAUCAAAUGCUUUGUGCAAUAAUGGAAUUUGUACAUGCAUUUCCGAAUACCAAGGAGAUCCAUACAGCAUGUGCAGACCAGAAUGUGUCCUUAACAAUGAAUGCCCUCAAAAUAAAGCAUGCAUACGAAAUAAAUGUAUGGAUCCUUGUCCAGGAACCUGUGGUCAAAAUGCGUUGUGUGAUGUUUAUAAUCACAUACCAAUGUGUAGAUGUCCUCAAGGAAUGAAUGGAAAUGCAUUUAUUGGAUGUUUAACAUAUCAAGCUCCAAUUGAAACAAAUUCAUGCCAACCAUCUCCAUGUGGUCCCAACAGCCAAUGUAGAGAAGUCAAUGGCUAUUCAAUGUGUUCUUGUCUUAAUGGAUAUUUUGGAACACCACCAUCUUGUCAUCCUGAAUGUUCCAUUGAUUCUGAUUGUAGUCAAAAUAGGGCAUGUUCAAAUCAAAAAUGCCGCGACCCCUGUCCAGGGGCUUGUGGAGAGAAUGCUCAAUGCCACACUAUAAGUCAUAGACCACAUUGUACAUGUCCACCCGGUUUCACCGGAAACGCAUUUUCUAGAUGCUAUGUACAACAAUUACCACCAGAACCAGUACGAAAUCCAUGUGUACCUUCGCCUUGUGGCCCAAAUUCUCAAUGCCAAGUUAAUGGAAAUUCUCCAUCAUGUUCAUGUGCACUUGACUACAUUGGCUCACCGCCAAACUGUCGACCAGAAUGUAUCAGUAAUAAUGAAUGUGCUUAUCAUCUUGCCUGUAUCAAUAUGAAAUGUAAAGACCCAUGUCCCGGUUCGUGUGCUUCAAAUGCUAUAUGCAAAGUAAUUAGUCAUACUCCGAGAUGUAGUUGUCCACCUGGUUAUAAUGGUGAUCCGUUCACACAAUGCAUAAUAAAACAAGCAGAACCAAUUCAAGAAAUAAUAAAUCCUUGUAGACCAUCACCUUGUGGUCCCAAUGCGUUAUGUAAAGAACAAAAUAAUGCUGGUUCCUGCAUCUGUCUACCUGAAUAUUAUGGAAAUCCUUACGAAGGAUGUCGACCUGAGUGUAUGGUUAAUACAGACUGUAAUGCUAACAAAGCAUGCAUGUCAAACAAAUGUAAAGACCCAUGCCCAGGAACUUGUGGCAGUAAUGCUAAAUGUCAAACUAUUAACCACUUACCAAUGUGCACUUGUUUACCUGGUUAUGUUGGAGAUCCAUUUAAAUACUGUCAAAUUAUACAACCGCAACAAGUUGAAAUUGUACCAAGUUAUCCAUGCAUCCCAUCUCCGUGUGGUCCAAACAGUUUGUGCAAAGAGAAUAACGGACAAGCAAUUUGCUCGUGUUUACCAUCCUAUAUAGGAACUCCGCCUGGAUGUAGACCCGAAUGUGUCACAAACGCUGAAUGUGUGCAAAACAAAGCAUGUAUAAAUCAAAAAUGUGUAGAUCCUUGUCCAGGAACAUGUGGACAAAAUGCGUAUUGCCAAACAAUAAACCAUCAUCCAAUAUGUAAAUGUAGUUCUGGUUACACUGGUAAUCCAUCUACAUACUGUUCCUUGAUACAAUCUGUACCUCAAGACACACCUGUUAUUGUUAACCCUUGUUCGCCUUCACCUUGUGGUCCUUACUCUCAAUGUGUAGCAUAUGGCAACUCUCCAUCUUGUUCGUGUUCACCGACAUAUGUUGGUAGUCCACCAAACUGUAGACCUGAAUGUAUUGUUCAUGCCGAGUGUCCAAGCAAUAUGGCUUGCAUGAGAGAAAAAUGCAGAGAUCCGUGUCCAGGGUCUUGUGGUUUAGGAUCACAGUGCAAUGUAAUUAACCAUGUACCAAUUUGUACAUGUCCAGCUGGUUAUAUAGGGGAUCCAUUUGUCAGCUGUUAUAUAAAACCAAGCCCACCACCAAAACCACAAUAUACAGACCCAUGUUAUCCAUCUCCAUGUGGACCAAGUGCUACAUGUAAUAAUGGAAUUUGUUCAUGUAUACUCGAUUAUCAAGGUGACCCCUACCGUGGUUGUCGACCGGAAUGUGUUUUGAAUGAAGAUUGUGCUAAAGACAAAGCAUGUGUGAAAAACAAAUGUGUCAAUCCAUGUGUAGGCACUUGUGGUAACAAUGCAAUUUGUGAAGUUUAUAAUCAUAUACCAAUGUGCCAUUGUCCAUCUGGAAUGACUGGAAAUGCAUUCAUUACAUGUCAUCAAAUAAUACUGCAAGAACCAGUGAUACAAAAUCCAUGUUCGCCUUCACCAUGUGGUCCAAAUAGUCAAUGUCGAGAUGUAAACAAUCAACCGAUUUGUACAUGUUUACCUACUUUCUUUGGAUACCCUCCCAAUUGUCGACCUGAAUGUACUGUUAAUUCGGAUUGUUCUAUGAACACUGCUUGUUUAAAUCAGCGUUGUAGAGACCCGUGCCUGGGAACUUGUGGUAUGAGUGCAGAAUGUCAAGUCAUAAAUCAUAAUGCAAUAUGUAGUUGUCCACUACAUUUAACAGGAGAUCCAUUUUCGAAAUGCUACUAUCCGGUUGUAUCAAAACCACAACAAGAUCCGAUCAACCCUUGCGUACCAAGCCCAUGUGGACCUUACUCAGAAUGCCAUGUAACUUCAAACACUUACACAUGCACAUGUUUACCAAACUACCAAGGAUCACCUCCACAGUGUCGUCCAGAGUGUGUUUCGAAUAGCGAUUGUAGAUAUAAUUUAGCAUGUAUCAAUAUGAAAUGCAAGGACCCGUGUGUUGGUUCGUGUGGUUUAAAUACUGAAUGUCAUGUAUUUAACCAUAUACCUCAAUGCACUUGUCUUCAAGGAUUUGUUGGAAAUCCUUUCGUAUCAUGUCAUAUUCAUCAAGCACAGCCUGUUCAACCAACACCAACAUCACCAUCGGAUCCUUGUUACCCCUCACCGUGUGGACCUAAUGCUAGAUGUCGUGUUGAAAACCAGAAUGCUAUUUGUGAAUGUUUACCAGAAUAUCAAGGAAACCCGUAUGAGUCUUGUAGACCAGAAUGCCUUGUUAGCUCUGAUUGCACCAUGAACAAGGCUUGUAUUAGAAAUAAAUGCCAAGAUCCAUGUCCUGGUACAUGUGGCAUAUCUGCUAUAUGUUUUGUGUCAAAUCAUAUACCAAUAUGUUCAUGUCCAGAAAGUUUAACUGGUGAUCCUUUCCAAAUGUGUCACCCAAUACCAGUUAGAGAUCCAAUUCCAUCUGAUCCAUGUGUUCCAUCACCUUGUGGACCAAAUACUCGUUGCCGCAUAAUGAAUGGAGCUGCUAUCUGCGAAUGUUUACAAGGAUAUGAAGGAUCUCCAUCAACAAAUGGAUGCAGGCCUGAAUGCGUGAUUAGUCCUGAUUGUCCUCGUAAUAGAGCUUGCGUUAACAAUAAAUGUGUCGACCCGUGUAUUGGAGUAUGUGGGUAUGAUGCAAUUUGUCAAACUAUUAACCACAGCCCGGUUUGUUCUUGUCCACCACCCACUAUUGGAGAUCCAUUUGUUGAAUGUAAACAACAACCAGCUUUGCCAAGUGACCCAUGUAACCCGUCCCCGUGCGGUAGCAAUGGUCAGUGUAGAGUAAUCGGAAAAAUUGCAUCUUGUGUUUAUCCGGAAUGUAUUAUUAACCAAGAUUGUCCAAGAGACAAGGCUUGUUUCACACAGAAAUGCCAAGACCCAUGUCGAGAUGUUUGUGGAUUAAACGCUAUUUGUCAAGUAGUAAAUCACAAUGCUCUAUGUUCAUGUCCACCAGGAUACUAUGGAGAACCUAAACAACAGUGUAUAAUACAACGAUCACCAGAACCUAAGCCAGAAUGUACUACUGAUGGAGAAUGUUCCAACGACAAAGCCUGUAUAAAUUAUGCCUGUAAAGACCCGUGUCAAGAAUCACCAACUACUUGCGCGAGAAAUGCAUUAUGCUAUGUUCAGAAACACAGAUCAGUGUGUGUGUGCAGAGAUGGAAUGACUGGAAAUGCUCAAAUACAAUGUGUAGAAAUUGGUUGUCGUGCUGAUACCGAUUGUCCUCCGGAAAAAUCAUGUGUUAAUGGAGAUUGCGUUGACCCAUGUGCCUACACUCAUUGUGGUAUAAACGCACUUUGUCGAACUGAUGGGUACCACAGAGCUAGAUGUUAUUGCCCUCCCGCUUAUGAAGGAGAUCCAUUUGUAGAAUGUAGAAGACCUGAAUGCGUGGUCGAUUCAGACUGUCCGUCAACAUUGGCUUGCAGAAAUCAACAUUGUCAAAGUCCGUGUGAUUGUGCUCCGACUGCGUUGUGUAACGUGGCUAACCAUAUUGCUGCAUGUAGAUGUCCACCGGGUUACAUAGGAAAUCCUCAUACUUCUUGUACUUUAACUCCACUCGCUGUUCCACCUCAGUGCACAAUGGACUCGGACUGUGCUAGUAAGUUGGCCUGCUUCAACGGAGAUUGCAAAAACCCAUGUUAUGAGAUAAAACCAUGUGGGCCAAAUGCUGAGUGUAUUGUAGUAGAUACGUUACCUCAUAGAACUAUGUCAUGUCAGUGUAUUCCAGGAUAUGUUGGCGAUGCCGACAUCCAAUGUAAACUAGGUGCCCCAUCAUCGGUAGGUUGUAGAUCUAAUGACGAUUGCCAACCGACAGAUUUGUGCUUAAACCGUCAAUGUGUUAAUCCAUGCACUGUAUCCAACCCUUGUUCAUCUACUGCAAUUUGCACAAUCAAUAAUCACAAAGCCGUUUGUAAAUGUCCAGAUGGACUUUCUGGUGAUCCAUUCAUCAGUUGUUACAAAGUACCACUGGCCACACCAGAAUGUACAACAGAUUCUGAAUGCCCAAGUUCUAAAAUAUGUGCCAACCAAUAUUGCCAAGACCCGUGUCAAAUAUCUAAACCAUGUGACACUACUGCUGAAUGUGUUACAAUUAACCAUCGACCAAUUUGUAAUUGUCCAAAUGGAUGGGCAGGAAAUCCUCAAAUUCAGUGUUAUAAACCUGGUUGCAAGACCGAUAGCGAUUGUGUUUAUGAUAAAGCAUGCAUCAACAGCAAUUGUUUGAACCCGUGUUCUACUCAGAGUUGUGGACAUGGAGCUGAUUGUAUUGUACAAGCCCACAAAGCUCAUUGCAUUUGUCCGGCAGGUACACAAGGUUCACCAAUGGUAUCUUGCGUAUCAGUAGUGUGCCAAUAUAAUGAAGACUGUGCAGAUCAUGAAGCAUGUGAUAGAUUAAACAGAAGAUGCAGACCUGUCUGUGAACAAGACACUUGUGCUGAGCAGGCAACAUGUCUAGCCCAAGCUCACCAACCAACAUGCACAUGUCUGAAUGGCUUCCAAGGCAAUCCUUACAUUGAAUGCAUUGAAUCAAGAGUACCAUCAAUAACUCCUGAGUGCACAACCGAUUCUGACUGUCCAUCACAGCAUGCUUGUGUAAAUCAGAGAUGUCAAAAUCCUUGUACCAUUUCUGUACUCUGUUCACCAGAUCAAGAGUGCCAUGUUCAAGAUACAGUUCCAUACAGAACUAUUAUGUGUCAAUGUAGAUCAGACACUGUAGCCACUAUUGAUGGCGGCUGCAAACCAAUAGUUUCCAUUACUCCUCAAUGUAAAAGCGAUCAAGAAUGUCCAUUAUCAGAAAGAUGUGUAAAUCAAGGGUGUGUAGAAGCAUGUCGAAUCGACCCAUGUGGUAUAAACGCACAAUGUAUCUCACAAAACCAUCAAGCUGCGUGUUCGUGUCCACCAGGAUAUACAGGAAACCCACACACAGAAUGCUCACUUCAACAAUCGAUUCCAAUACUACCACCUUCGCCAGAAUGUACGAAAAACGAUGACUGUGCUUCAGACACAACUUGCGUCAAUCAAAGAUGUAUUAGUCCGUGCACUUUAGGAGACAGUUGUGGCCGUGGGUCAUUCUGUCAUUCACAAAACCACCAACCCGUUUGCAGAUGUCCCAACGGUUACACCGGAGACCCUCGCAUAGCAUGCACUCCACCAUCGUCAGUACCGACCGUAGAAUGUGUAUCGAGCACUGAUUGUACUGCAGAAGAAUCGUGUAUCAACAGAAUGUGUGUGAGUCCAUGUAAUUGCGGACCCAACUCAGAUUGCAAAGUUAAUAAUCACUAUCCCAGUUGCAUUUGUAAGCCAGGGUAUUAUGGAAAUCCCCAGCAAGGCUGCAUUAAAAUGGGAUGUAUAUCAGACGAUCAAUGUGCUUACGAUAAACAAUGUUACAACGGCGAAUGUGUUCCACCGUGUUUGUUGAGUGAUCCUUGUGCAACAACUGCAAAAUGUUACGGUGACAAUCACCGUGCUGCGUGCCAAUGUCCACCGGGUUACUUCGGAAAUCCGUUCGACAAAUGUGAAAGAACUGAAUGUACAUACGAUGUAGACUGUCCGUCAGAUCGCAUGUGCUUCGACCAACAUUGUAUCAAUCCGUGUACAGAACAACACGGCACUCCGUGCGCAUCAAACGCCAUCUGCUCUGUCAGAAACCAUGCCGCGGCGUGUAGAUGUCCAGAAAACUUCCCGAUGGGAGAUCCAAAUACUUACUGUGAACGUUUACCACCACCUUUGUUCGGUGAACCAGAAUGCAGAAUUGACGUGGAUUGUGCCAGUCGUCUUGCAUGUAUCAGAGAAAAAUGUGUGAAUCCGUGCCAGGAAAUCAAACCCUGUUCAAAUAGUGCCACGUGUGCUGUCUUGGACAGUGUACCAGUUAGAACAAUGACGUGUACAUGUUCCGAAGGAUGGGUGCUCAACGAAGGUGGAGAAUGCAGACAAGUUGUUGUUUCCUCGCCACCGGGAUGUACUACAAACGACGACUGUCCGUCAAACGAAGCAUGCCUUAACCGACAAUGCCGUAAUCCUUGUAAUUGUGGUACAAACGCCCAAUGUUUCGUUCAAGAUCACCAUCCGGUUUGUUCUUGCUUGGAAGGUUAUGAUGGAAAUCCAAACUUUGCUUGCAGAAUAGUGGGAUGUAAGAGGAAUUCCGAAUGUGAAUCCGGCAAGGCCUGCAUCAACGGCCACUGUCUAAAUCCGUGCAUAGUAGAAGAUCCGUGCGGCCCGAACGCCGAAUGUUUCACGGUUGCCAGCCGCCCCGAGUGUCGGUGCAAGAGCGGUUAUCGAGGAAACCCGUAUGACCGGUGCCUGGUGAUCGGUUGCCGCAGCAACAACGACUGCCCCAACGACCGGUCGUGCAUCAACGGCCAGUGUAUAAACCCGUGCGUGUACGAACACCCGUGUUCGUCUCAAGCCGAGUGCAAAGUACAAAACCAUUUCGCCCUGUGCCGAUGUCCCCCGGGAAUGGCGGGCAACCCGUACGUGGCCUGCAGACAGGAAGUGCAACCCGAGUGCAAGGAAGACGCCGACUGUCCAUCGCUGUUGGCCUGCUUCGACAGCGUGUGCCGUAACCCGUGCACCGCGCUGGAACCGUGCAAACGGCCAGCCGAGUGUGUGGUGAUCGAUUCGCUGCCGGUCAGGACCAUGAUCUGCGAAUGUCCCAGCGGUUACGUGAGCAGCGGCAGCGGUACGUGCAAGAUCACGCCACCGAUGACUGCCGUGGCCUGUACCGCAGACACGCAAUGCCCGUCUGACAGGGCUUGUCUGAACGGCAGGUGCAUAGAUCCGUGCAACUGCGGCCCGAACUCCGAAUGCAGAGUGUGGGACCACAAGCCGGUGUGCUCUUGUCUGGCCGGAUUUGACGGCAGCCCGGAGAUCGACUGUUCGAGAGCCGGAUGUCGAAGCGAAUCCGACUGUUCUGGUCAACACACCUGCGUCAACCGUAUCUGCGUGGCUGUGUGCGCCGCGGACGGUAGCAGUUGCGGUACCGCUUCUGAAUGUUAUGGCAUCAACCAUCAAGCCGUGUGCGAAUGUCCGCCCGGAAUGGCCGGAAACCCGCAGAUAGCCUGCGUGGUAGCCGGCUGUCGGUCGGACACGGAUUGUCCUAGCGACAAGGCGUGCAUAAACACCAAAUGUAUCGAUCCGUGCACCAGAAAUAAUCCAUGCGUGAAGCCAGCCGAGUGUACAGUGUACAACCACCGCACAGAUUGUGCUUGUCCGCCAGGUUACGUCGGAAACGCCGGAACUACUUGCAAACAAAGUACGUGUCCAGAGGACGUCAGAGUGUCAGAGCUCGAAACGGGAAUUAAUUUUGAAAACCUUUUUUCUUUAGUCGAAACCGGAUGUCAAAGCGAUUCCGAAUGUCCAUCACAGACGGGUUGCAUUAACAAAUUGUGCGUGAGCCCGUGCGAAGUUUCUUCGCCGUGUGGAACAAACUCUAAAUGCAAAGUCCUCGACACCUACCCGAUAAGAACAAUGACGUGCGAAUGUCUACCGGGUACACAAGGAAAUGCAGCCAUACGAUGUGACGAAGUUUCAAAAUGCCCAAUUGAUAAAGGCUACGUGAGGAAUGAUGAAGGAGAAUGCGUGUGUCCUCCGGGCACAGCCCUGAACCAAGAAGACGAAUGCCGUAGGUGCGUAGUCGAAUUGGGAUACAAGAUCGACGAACGCGGCCAUUGUGUAUGCGCUCUGGACAGAGGAUUGAUCAUUGACGAGAGAGGACGUUGCAUAUGUCCGACCGAACACGGUUACAGUUUGAACAUCUAUGGACAAUGCGUACCGAAAAACACAACACAACUCAGAACGGACUUCCCGAGACCAGACAUGGUAGUCACGUGUCUGUCGGACGGAGUACAAGUGGAAAUCCAUAUUACAGAAAAAGGAUUUAACGGAGUGCUUUAUGUGAAGGGCCACAGUAAGAACGAACAGUGUAGACGAGUAGUAUCGAUGGCCCAAGACUCUUCGCCCAGAACGGAAAUAUUCAAAGUCAACUUUGGAAACUGUGGACUUAUACACAUCAACGGCCAGGCUAGUUUUGUGCUGGUCAUACAGAAACAUCCGAAAUUAGUGACUUACAAAGCUCAAGCCUAUCACAUACGAUGCGUGUACAACACCGGAGAGCAGAACGUCACGCUCGGCUUUAACGUGUCCAUGUUGACCACGGCUGGUACGAUAGCGAACACCGGACCACCACCUACGUGUCUGAUGAAGAUCGUCACUCACACCGGACAAGAAAUCGAUUCAGCCGAAAUAGGUGACAACCUAAUGCUACAAGUGGACGUCCAACCGUCGAGCAUCUACGGAGGAUACGCCAGGAGCUGUGUGGCGAAAACGAUUGAAGACAACGUAGAGAACGAGUACAUUGUAACCGACGAGAAUGGGUGCGCGACCGACCCGACGAUAUUCGGCGAGUGGGACUACAACGCGGACACCCAAUCUCUGUUGGCCGGUUUCAACGCGUUCAAAUUCCCAAGUUCCGACAACAUACGAUUCCAGUGUAACAUACGCGUGUGCUUCGGCAAAUGCCAACCGGUGAAUUGCCGCGGCUACAACGCGUUCGGAAGACGCAGAAGACGUGAAAUAUCCAAGAACGACAACGGUCCCGACGACGAUGCCCUCGAGUCUGCCCAGCGAGGACAGCUGAGAGAAGAGAUCACCAUCGAGUCGAACGCCAUUUUAACGUUCGAACGCAGGGAAGAACGACUGAUGGAUCCGACUGAAGCUCCAAUCAUUCAGCCCGCCGAGGACAUUUGCGUGUCGGUCAUCGGACUCAUCGUGGCCCUUGUCAUCACGGCCCUUCUGGCGCUGGUGGCCGUGGCCGUGGCCGUUUCGUGUUGGCUGAUGGCCUACAGGAGAACGCCGAACGUCAACGGCCCACUGCCGCAUCCGACCCAAGUGCCGAAUCCGAUGUUCAUGAAUCAUGACCGGACGUCUUCCGAACCGUCUCCGGAUUACCUGACAUGA